CGACACACCAUAGUAUACGGUGAGAACUCCUAGAGCGCUGGAUUCUAUGGAUAGCCAAGUCCCUGAGAAUCCUCCGAGAACGGCUCCUCCUGUUCGUCCGAAGAAAGACCGACAAGAUGGCGCCCUCAAUCGUCUCAACACUUCAAGCCUUCCACAGUUGUUGGACAUGGACAACAGACCGACCUUUGUGCUCGACAUGGAAAAUUAUGUUUAUGGAAAUCAACUAGUGGUGCGACCAAUAUUCUGCAAUGCUGCGUUGAGGAUGCAAGAGCAACUAUUUCUCAAGGUCAUUGGCUCUGCACGGGAAGAUCCUGAAGAUAGCGACCGUGGCGCAAACUAUGAAGAAUUCCGAAAAUGGGCAACAAUUAUCAGUAAAUUUCGGGAUUCCAGAGAUAUAUUCCCAUUGACGAUGGAGUACGCCAAAUUCAUAUGGACGGUGUUCUGUAUCCAGCCCAACUGGAAAGUGAUCACCGGCCAUCCGGUCUUUCGCAACGAAGAUAUCCCAGGAAGGGGUCCGCUGUCGGCGUCUGCACCGGCAUCUGAAAAGAAGUGGUAUGGCGUACGGGUGAGAGACGACAAGAAAGCUUUGGCUUCUGCUGCAGCUACCCCGAAACAUGAUAUAGUUGAGAAUACUAAACAACCCAAAUCUCCACAAACAAACAUUGGUUUGGAGGAGGAGAAAAAUCGCAUAUCAAGCGUCUCCGCCGUUGCCCUGUCAGCAUUUGAAUGUUCCGUACCCGACUGGACAGUUGCGAACCCUAAAGGCGUUCUUUCAGAACAUUUAACAUUUGUAAGAAGUAUUGACUGGUCAAAGACUCCCUUGGGCGCUAUGAAUACAUGGACGAUUCAAUUCCGAGAAAUCAUCUGCUUAGUCAUGCGGAAUCCUCAUCCGUCAUCUGUUUUUUGGGGUGAGGACUUGACUAUGCUCUACAAUGAAUCUCAUAGGGAUAUUAUUGCGGGCGACAAGCACCCUGCUUUGAUGGGUACUGGUUUCACAGGCCCUUUUCACGAAAUGUGGGGUUCAGUUCGCACUACAAUGCGCGAAAGCGCUCGGACUGGCCAGGCUCAGCUCAACCUCAAUCAAAUGUUACCAAUCAUACGGCAUGGUUAUCUGGAAGAGGCAUUCUUCACGUGGUCUUUUGUUCCAGUUUUUAGCGGUACUGACCGCAUUCUUGGUUUCUAUAUGAAUGCAUUUGAUACGACUGUCGAAUCGCUCAGAGGCAGGAGAAUGGAAUUGUUACGCUACUUAGGCGAGCGCCUGAACGCAACACGCACUGUAAAAGAAUUUUGGGGCAGGGUGUUGGACGGUCUGACUCACAACGACUACGACGUGCCUUUCGCGCUCUUAUACUCGAUUGUCGAUGCGGAGGACAUCGACCAUAGCUCUUUGGAAUUGCCUAAUACUAAUCCGAGUUUCGUAAAGACUUGCAUUAUCGAAGGAUCGAUUGGGGUACCGAGAGGACAUCAGGCCUGUCCUGAAAGAUUUUCCUUGACGGAGAGUGAUGAUACUCUAAUCUCAGCUUUCAUUCAGGCGACGCGAACACUGGAACUUUUAAUGUUACAUGUGGACAAUGGAACACUUCCGCAGUCAUUACUUGAGAUUGUUGAGUGGAGAGGAUACAAGGAUCCCUGUAGGGAAGCAAUGAUACUACCUCUUCGGCCAACAAACGCGGACAAUGUUUGUGCGUUGUUGCUCCUCGGUAUCAACCCUCGUAGAGCUUACGACAAAGAGUACGAAUCUUUCACGUCCAUGCUCAAUCGACAGAUUGCGACUUCGUUGGCAUCAGUUCUUCUUUUUGAAGACGAGGUACGGCGAAGCAAGCGCGCAGCUGAAGUCGCUGCCUUGCAGCGGGAGGAACUCUCUCAGCAGCUCCAACUCCAGACCAGUCGGAUGCGUCGAAUGACCGAAUUUUCACCUUUAGGUAUGUGCUUGUUUGACGCUGAGGGGCGCUUAUUGGAGGCGAAUGACCGUUACUUUGAAAUGACUGGAGUUUCCCAUGACACCAUUGGAGACUUCAUGCCCGACGACGUGAUGGCAGAGCAAAGCUUAGAGACUGCACAGAAUAUGUGGGAUGAAUUACUAAGAACCCACAAGUCGACCAGUCGGGAGCUCCAAUAUGCAUGUCCCAAGUUUCAAGCAAAAGACAUUAACGGCGAACCCAUUGAAUAUUGGGUUCUUGCGUCUUGUCAGCCGGAGCUAAGUCCAGACGGUGAACUGAUAAGCGUUAUGGGCACCGUUACGGAUAUAUCGCACCUAAAAUGGGCCCAAGGUCUCCAGGAACGAAGACUACGAGAAGCAGAGGAGGCAAAGCGCCAACAAAACGAGUUCAUCGAUAUUACAUCGCACGAAAUGCGCAAUCCAUUGUCCGCAAUUCUGAUAUCCGCCGAUGACAUCGGAGAUACUCUUAGUGUUCAUCAAUUCUCAUGUGAUGAGGAUAGAAGCAUUGCAAAAAGUUGCAUUGAAGCUGCGAACAACAUUGCUCUUUGUGUUCAGCAUCAGAAGUUGAUCGUCGAUGACAUCCUUACCGUAUCGAAACUAGACUCUAACCUUUUGCGCAUGACUCCCAUUCCUUCGCAGCCUAUCGCUGUCAUUGAGCGUGCUAUUGCUAUGCUUCGUCCUGAGGUAGUGGCCAAAAGUAUCGACCUUGAAUUCAAGCCGCACUCAAGCCUGCAAGAACUCAACAUCGAUUGGGUAAUGCUCGAUUUUGGCCGCCUGCUACAGAUCAUCGUGAAUCUCAUCACCAACGCGAUAAAGUUCACUCAAGACCGGCCAACACGCUCCAUUGUUAUCCACAUUCGCGCAUGCACAGAAAAACCAGAUUUUGAACUUCCAAAUGGCUUUGAGUUUGUCCCACAACGAACUAAACUUACUGAUUGUGGCAAUGGAGAGGACUGGGGCACUGGUUCACCGGUCUUCCUCUUGUUCCAGGUUCAAGAUACUGGUUGCGGACUUACACCGGGACAGAAAAAGCUCUUAUUUGAGAAGUUCGCUCAGGGAUCACCACGCACACAUGGGAAGUACGGCGGCAGUGGCCUUGGGCUAUUCAUCUCGCGGCAGCUAGCCGAAUUGCAUGGUGGGCAGAUUGGUUGUACUUCGGAAGCAGGCGUCGGCAGUACAUUCGGGUUCUAUCUAAAAAGCAGACGAAUGACGUCUGAAGACUGCCGCCUGCUCGAAGAACGCGCCAGAAAAUCACCCAAUACCGAAAUCCCUGCAUACUGUUUGCGUAACACCCCGCAAGCAUUUUCUAGAAUGCAAGAUCAAACACACCCUAAUAGUAGUAUCCACGACAAUCUCGAUGAGCAAACCAACAAACCAACCCGACAACUCCACGUCCUCGUGGUAGAAGACAACCACCUCAACCAAAAAGUCCUUUGCAAACAACUCACAAAAGCAGGUUGCAUAACCGCCACCGCCGACAACGGCGUACACGCCCUCAACCACAUUGCCAAAACCCAGUUCUGCACCCCAGACGGCAUACCGCUUUCUAUGGUCCUCAUGGACUGCGAGAUGCCCGAAAUGGACGGGCUCACGUGUUGUAGGAAGAUACGCGAGAUGGAGCAGCGCAAGCAGGUGGUGGGGCAUGUACCGAUUAUUGCUGUGACGGCGAAUAUUCGCUGUGGCCAAAUUGAUGAGGCGAGGGCGUCGGGCAUGGAUGAUGUGAUUGGGAAGCCGUUUCGUAUACCGGAAUUGUUAGAGAAGAUGAGGGGUUUGUUGGAGAGACUUGAAGGGGAGCAGGGUGUGAAAGGUUGAUAUUCCGUUGGAGGGUGUUUUUUCUUUUGAGGGAUGGUACUGGAAUUAUGUCUCUUGGUUUUCUAUUCUCUUAAUAUGCUUACCUAUUAUAUUGAGGCAUAGAGCUUUGUCAAAUUCGACCGACCAUUUUAGUGAUUUCUCAGAGGUUAUUCGGUU
Bipolaris sorokiniana ND90Pr is the source of this 3907-nucleotide messenger RNA. RefSeq lists its product as uncharacterized. Gene Ontology annotation, molecular function: phosphorelay sensor kinase activity. The record is from RefSeq and is a predicted model, not a curated record. The transcript is spliced from 5 exons. Lineage: Eukaryota; Fungi; Ascomycota; Dothideomycetes; Pleosporales; Pleosporaceae. Gene Ontology annotation, biological process: phosphorelay signal transduction system; phosphorylation. Bases 47 to 3751 code for a protein of 1234 amino acids.